Aureobasidium musti is the source of this 3675-nucleotide messenger RNA. Lineage: Eukaryota; Fungi; Ascomycota; Dothideomycetes; Dothideales; Saccotheciaceae. The record is from the annotation of a GenBank genome assembly.
AUGCGCAUCCCGAUUAGAGAACAGCUCGCUGGCUUGAUCCUGCUGGCCGCUGCCAUCGGCCUUGCUGUUAUAUCCAUAGCGACAUGGGUUCGUCUCUACAAGAUGCAUCUGGACCCUCGACCAUGCACUGACUCGUGUCACAGNUAUACCAACCACAACUUCGUCCUUGAGAUCCGCACGACCAGACUUUCCCUGACCGCAUCGCUCAAAGCAGCUCAGAUCGCAUCCAACCUGGCCCUCAUCCAAAACAGCGUACAGCUUGUCUCGAGUCGAAUUGUCAUGCAGACUGCACUUAAGAGAUACAACCUGCAAGGUAACAACACUGCCGCAAACUGGGACUCUGCUCAAUCAGACUUCAACGCUGCCAUCGCUGCCCCUGCUUCUGGUGCUGUCGGCCAGGCCCUCAUGCUGCAGGGCAAAAUCUUUCCACGCGAUGCCGAUGGUCCUAAUGGUCGCUAUUCGGUCUUGAACGCUACCUCAGAGAACAUCGAAUCCAUUCUUCUUCCCUACAAGGCACCCAACGGAAGUGACGUCUACUUGAGCGACACCGACUAUGGCUACCCUUCGGAACUCUAUCCCAACCUGACUUACUUUUCGGUCCCAAUCAACAGAACCUACAGCGAGGCACGCGCCGUCUACAAUGGCGAGGUGCUAAAGGCUCCCAAUUCCACUCUGCUUUUAGGUCCCUAUGCUAUCAACGCCAGCUUCAGCCUCUUGUCUCUUACCAUGCCUGUUAUCAACAAUACUUCGGCCAUUGAUGUUCUGGGUUGGUUGACUAUUGUCUGCGACGCUCGGUUGAUUGGCAGUGUCAUCGCUUCUGCCGAGGGUCUAGGCACCACUGGUAUGACCCUUGUUGUCGGCCCUGCUAACACCACCAAUCAUUUUCCUGAGGGCUUACUUUAUAACUCUCCCGAAAACGGCACCGUCGACCCGGCUGGUAUUCAAGGACGCUUUAUCUGGCCUCUACCCGAUGAGUUCUCGUACCGCCAUCCUGAAUCCUCGGGCAAUGUCGAUCCUCCAUCGUUCAACAUCACAAGCUACCCAGCUGUCGUCACCGCGCUUACUGAAGACCAGGAUUCGAUAGGUAAUGCGGGCGGUGAUGUCAGCACCCAUGAUGAAGCUGGAAAAGGCGUCUCGGUUGGUUUUGCUAUCCCAAACACCGCGCUCGUUGAUUGGGUUGUGAUAGUCGAACAAGACAAGAGCGAAGUGUGGCAGCCUAUCCGUCAUCUGCGCAAAGUUCUCUUGACAUGCAUUUUUUCCGUUCUAGGCGGCGUGAUUCUCUUCGCUUGGCCGCUUGCUCACUUCGCAAGUGCUCCGAUCAGAAGACUUAGAGAGGCUACCCGCAGAUCUGUACUGCCUAUGGGUUAUUCGGAAAGCAAUUACAGUCGGGAAUCUCAUGACAUGUUCAACAACAACGACGGUGACGGAAGCAACGACGAGCACGCUGAUGCAGUCAUCGCCCGUAAAGAGGGCUUNUUCGCAACCGUGAGCAGUUGGAAUACGAGGAACAAGAAGUCACGGAAAGAACGCAAAGAGGAACAACGAAGGCACCAAUUUCACAUUCCCGGCAAGGUCAAAGAACGCAAGACCUGUAUUCAGGAUGAGCUGACUGAUCUUACGCGGACUUUCAACGAGAUGUCGGACGAGCUUAUGAUGCAGUACGAGCGUCUGGAAGAAAGAGUUAAACAACGCACUGCAGAACUAGAGCUCAGCAAGAAGGCUGCCGAAGCGGCCAAUGAGAGCAAAACGCUCUUCAUCGCUAAUAUCUCACACGAACUCAAGACCCCUUUGAACGGUAUCCUGGGAAUGUGUGCCGUCUGCAUGCAAGAAGAGGAUCCAAUGAAGCUCAAGAGAUCUUUGGGGAUCAUCUACAAGAGCGGUGAUCUUCUUCUCAACCUCCUUACGGAUCUUCUCACCUUCAGCAAGAAUCAGGUUGGCCAGCAGUUGAGUCUCGAUUCUAAGGAGUUCCGGUUACGUGAAGUCAGCUCACAGGUCCUGGCUAUUUUCGACAAACAGGCAAAGGAAGGCCAAAUCACCUUGCGCGUCGACUUUCAGGGUGCCGAAGCAAUGAAUGGAAUAGUCUUCCCUUCGGACGAGGAACGCAAUCAAUACGGCCCAGCUGGUACAGGUCGCGUGAAAGACAUGAUCCUCUGGGGAGAUGUUCAUCGUAUCUUGCAGGUCGUUAUCAACCUCGUUUCGAACAGUCUGAAGUUUACUCCUGCUGGCGGCUCGGUCGUCCUUACUGUGCGUUGUACAGGCGAAGCCGCAGAGGUCAACAGCCGCAAAACCUCUCUUCAGUCUAAGAGCUCGAAGCCCAUAUCUAGCAGGCAUAAGAAUUCUGAUGCUUCGAUUGCUGGACCUUUUGGAGCCAAGAAUUCGGCCACUGCCAACGAAAUCAAUCCCUAUCGCGAACGAUCUGACACAUACGCAAACAUGCUCGUUUCUGAGCGACCAGCUUCUCCGCCCCCUGGGCGAACUCUCAUGUUCGAAUUCGAAGUUACAGACACGGGACCGGGUAUUGCAGAGCACCUCCAGCAACGCAUCUUCGAGCCUUUUGUUCAAGGCGAUCUUGGCCUCAGCAANAAGUUUGGCGGUACCGGUCUAGGUUUGAGUAUCUGCUCUCAGCUAGCCAAACUUAUGAAAGGCACUAUCGAACUAGACAGUGAACUAGGGCAUGGCAGCACUUUCACAAUGCGCAUACCUCUGCGGCACAUUGUGACUAGGUCUGACAGUACCGCGAGCUCGGUUGUUGGUAACAGUAACGAUGUCGGUCUUGGGCUUGAAGGAACUCGUUCGCCACAGCGUAUCAGUCAACUCAUCACUGAUGAUGCGCAGUCGCAUCGAUCAGGUCACUCGCAUAGCAGUACUGGCCAAUCUCCAACAGUCGCUCAGACUCAAGCUCCUAAUGUGCAAAACUACUCACGAGAUGCGCAGCCUCGCCUGGUAGGCCUCAGCCAGCCCUUCUUCUCAUCUCAAGCCAUGGAGUCUCCUGGUUCUCAAGCAGCAGCAAUGGAGAAGAUCACCAAUGAUGUCAAGGAGACCGGCAAGAUCCGUGUGCUCGUUGCUGAGGAUAACAAGGUCAAUCAAGAGGUCGUUCUGAGAAUGCUCAAGCUCGAGGAUAUCUAUGAUGUGACGGUCGCGAAAGAUGGCCAGGAGGCUCUGGACUUUGUUAAAGAAAGCAUGACUGCUCCUGGGCGACAUCCCUACAAUCUCAUCUUCAUGGAUGUCCAGAUGCCCAACCUUGAUGGCCUUCAAUCUACACGACUCAUCCGUGAGAUGGGUUAUGACGCUCCUAUCGUGGCUCUCACUGCAUUUGCGGAGGAGAGUAACGUGAAAGAUUGUCUCGAAUCGGGCAUGAACUACUUCCUCAGCAAGCCUAUUCGAAGACCCGCGCUCAAGAAGGUACUCAAGGAGUACUGCCCACCCAUCAUCGAGGUCGACGAAGACGUCAGCCCUAUGGCAGAGAAGCCUCAACCUAAAGUCAUGACGAAACCCAAACCACAGGUACAAGAAUCACCAGUACGGAAUCAGUCACCUCCGCCGCGACCAAUGUCACCUGCCAUCUCGGUGCAUUCUAUUGGCAACUCGAGAAACAGAACUACAAUCGUGAACCAGAACUCCAGACCGAAUUCGCUUGAUCUCCCUAGUGCCCCUCGACUGUCGGGCGAGAAUUAG